Molecule: messenger RNA, 2900 nt
Organism: Anolis carolinensis (green anole)
Lineage: Eukaryota; Metazoa; Chordata; Lepidosauria; Squamata; Anolidae
Gene: atp1b2
Product: ATPase Na+/K+ transporting subunit beta 2
Exons: 8
Coding region: 151-1050 (299 amino acids)
Biological process (GO): intracellular sodium ion homeostasis; intracellular potassium ion homeostasis; sodium ion export across plasma membrane
Cellular component (GO): sodium:potassium-exchanging ATPase complex
Molecular function (GO): ATPase activator activity
Source: RefSeq, a predicted model, not a curated record
CCUGCGGCUGCCCUCUUUCGCCGCCUCCCUCCCUGGGAAUCCCGCAUCUCCUCCUCCUCCUCCUCUCCUGGAGCCUGCUGCAUCCUUCGACCCGGGCUCUUGAGGGAUCUCUUUCCUCCCCCCACCCUUCCAGGAGUGAGACAUCCCCCCAUGGCCGUGGAGAAGGAGAAGAAGACCUGCGGGCAAGUCAUGACCGAGUGGAAGGAGUUCGUGUGGAACCCCAGGACGCACCAGUUUUUGGGGCGCACCGGCAGCAGCUGGGCCCUGAUCCUGCUCUUCUAUCUCAUCUUCUAUGGCUUCCUCACGGCGCUCUUCACCCUCACCAUGUGGGUUAUGUUGCAAACAGUGGACCCCAACAUCCCCAAGUAUCAAGACCGCCUCUCUGUCCCAGGUAUGAUGAUCCGCCCGAAGACGGAUGCUCUGGAGAUCACCUACAACGUUUCCAACACUGAGGUCUGGGAGAGUUACGUAAAGAUGCUCAAUAACUUCUUGGGAGCCUAUAAUAAUUCAAAGCAAGUGGCCGCCAAUGAGUUCUGCCGCCCGGGGCAAUACAAUGAACAGCCCGACAACGGGGUGCUGAAUAUCCCCAAGCGGGCUUGCCAGUUCAACCGCACAAUGCUGGGCGACUGCUCGGGCCUCAAUGACACCAGCUAUGGCUACCGGGACGGGCGUCCUUGUGUCCUGGUCAAAAUGAACCGGGUCAUCAAUUUUUACGCUGGAGCCAACAAGACGAUGAAUAUCUCUUGCUUCCCAAAGAAGAAAAAAACCCCACUGGAUGACUUGAUAAAAGAAGAAGAUGCCCAGAAACUGGGAGAGAUGGCCAUGUUUCCUGCCAAUGGGAACAUUGAUCUCAUGUACUUCCCUUAUUAUGGCAAAAAAGUACAGGUCAACUACACGCAGCCGGUGGUGGCGGUCAAAUUCCUCAACCUCACCUUCAACGAGGACCACAACAUUGAGUGCAAGAUCAAUGCCGCCAACAUCGCCACCACCGACGAGCGGGACAAGUUUGCCGGCCGCGUGGCCUUCAAGAUCCGCGUCAACAAAGACUGAGAGCCGGGGGGUUGCUCGCCGUCCUUCGGCGUCCCCCCGUCCCUUUUGCACCCUUCUUUUCUCCUUCCGAGGAUCCCGCUGGCCAUUUCCCGGUCCACGCAUGGACGAAUUGAUGACGGACGAGGUCCCGGAGGUCAAUGGUGUCCAUCUUGGCCACUGCUCCUCUUCCUCCCCGUCCUAGGGUCACUAACCUUGGCUACUAGACAAUCCCAUAUUCCUUUUCCAUCCUAAAAUAUGAAGGCUUUGCUGCUUCCAAAACCCGACCCGCCAUCUUUUCCUCCCCUUCUGGAAUGCUACUUUGGCUCAUUCUCUAACCCAGGUGUGGGCAAACUUGGGCCCUCCCUCCAGGUGUUUUGGACUCCAACUCCCACAAUUCCUAACAGCCGGUAGGCUGUUAGGAAUUGUGGGAGUUGGAGUCCAAAACACCUGGAGGGCCCAAGUUGGCCCAUGCAUGUUUCUAACCUCACAAUCUGUGACCCUGAAUCCCCCCUUGUUUCCCCCUUCCUGAGAUAUUUCCUAAUAUAAUAAUAAAAUGUAUAUAGAUAUUUUUUAUAUAUAUAUUAAAAAUUAAGGUACCGCCGAGCCCUCUUGUGUUUCUCCUGCCCUUCGCACAAACACAUGCUCCUUUUCUUCUUUUGUUUCCCCCCUCCUCCCCAAAAUCUUUUAUAUUCUUGCCUGGAAACUUGUUAUUAUUAUGAACUAGAUAAUGGAGAUUUUAAGUGUUCUCAGCAGGAUUAAUGGUGCAUCUACGCUGCAGAGUUAAUGCAGUUCGAUAUCAUUAUUUUUUAACUGCCAUGGCUCUUGUAUCUCGUCCAUCUCUUUGAGAUUCCUUGUCGCAAACUUGAUGGUAUAUUAAAUAUUGCAGAAUGCUAGAAUCGGGGUGCAUCUACAUAGUAGAAUUAAUGCGGUUCAGCGCCACUUUAAACUGCCAUGGCGCAAUGGUAUGAAAUCAUGGGAGUUGACUAUUGGGCGCCAUUUUGUCUCUGGCCUCAUAAAGGCUUGGAGCCGCCAUCUUGUGGGAAAACAAAGAUUCUAUUAAUGUGAAUAUAUAUAUAUAUAUAUAUAUCUCUGCAUGAGGUUUAGGAUAUAUAAGCCACUGACUUCUGAGGAGAACCUGUAAAAUAUUAUUCUCCAGAAAACAAAAUGGCUGCUCAUCAAUUGGGAAAGAAGUAAAACGGCUGCUCUCUUCAGUGUUAAUAGCGGCCAUUUUGUGGCUACUAAUCCUGUCAGUAAAUACUGCAGCAUAUUUUCAGCCUUUUGUGCUCUUCCCGAACUACAAAAUGAUGCCAUAGUGUCUGACUUCUGAGGAGAACAUGUGUAGGCCUUGAAAUAUUAUUUUCCAGGAAACAAAAUGGCUGCUCCUCCUUAAUUUGGAAAAAAACAAAAUGGCCGCUCUCUUCUGUGUGUUGAUGUUUUUGAGGGAUGGUGGACAUAUAUUAUCAACCUUUUGUGCUCUUCCCAAACCACAAAAUGUCUGAUAUCUGAGGAGAACAUGUAUAGGCCAUGAAAUAUUAUUCUUCAGGAAACAAAAUGUCUGCUUCUUAUCAAUUGGGAAAGAAACAAAAUGGCCGCUCUCUUCUCUGUUGAUGUCUUUGAGGAAUGGUGACCAUUUUGUGGCCUCUUGUGGCACAUUAUCAACCUUUUGUGCUCUUCCCGAACUACAAAAUGAUGCCAUAAUGUCUGACUUCUAAGGAGAACCUAUGUAGGCUGUGAAAUAUUAUUCUCCAGGAAACAAAAUGGCUGCUCUCUUCCGUGUGUUGACGUCUUUGAGGAAUGUCAGCCAUUUUGUGGCCACCAAUACUGCCAGUUAACACUGGCAUAUUAUCAACAUUUUGUGCUCUUCCCGAACU